Dentiscutata erythropus is the source of this 162-nucleotide messenger RNA. NCBI's taxonomy places the organism in Eukaryota, Fungi, Glomeromycota, Glomeromycetes, Diversisporales, Gigasporaceae. The record is from the annotation of a GenBank genome assembly.
AUGCUGAUAGUUAAGAAUCUUUUAAAAUAUCAUGAUUAUAUUCCUGAACUUGUUGAAUGUUCUGAUCAAGAAAAUAAAAGAACCCAACUUGACAAGAAUAAUUUAGAUAUUGCCAGUAAUGUUGAUCCAGCAGUUGAACUCAAUCAAACUAAAGGCUUUUAG